This is a messenger RNA of Pocillopora meandrina, 797 nucleotides long. The record is from the annotation of a GenBank genome assembly. Lineage: Eukaryota; Metazoa; Cnidaria; Anthozoa; Scleractinia; Pocilloporidae.
GAAUCCCAAGUCCUUCGGGCAGUUGUCAUCGCUCUUCCUUGCAUUGUUUUUGUCUUGCUCAUUGUGAUUGGUGCGCUAUUAUGGCGGUUGAGACGAACUGAACUUAACAAAAAAGCAACCACAGUAAACAGUGGUAUCCCUGUCCCAUCUGGUGGUCAUCAAGUGUCAGAGCCUGGUGUUUAUAUAGAACUCCACCCCAGGCCUUCGGAAGGAAAGUUACGUGAACCUCCUGAGUAUCAGUCAUUGCUGGACACUCAAGUGACUACCGAUUAAUGACUGUAAAUAUAUGUGAUCAUAUAUGUGUACUGCAGUGAAGAAACGAAUCUAAGCGAUCCUUGCAGCUAUGAACUAGUAGUUGAAAUAAGACCUGAAAAAAUUCAAGCUCGUUCGGAAUUUGAACCCAUGACCUCUGCGAUACCAGUGCAGCGCUUUACCCACUGAGCCAACAUGCCAAUAUGUGAACUGCGGUGAAGAAACGAGGAUCGCUUAUAUUCGUUUCUUCACCGCAGUGCACAUAUAUGAUCUCAUAUAUUUACAGUCAUUAUUCACCACGUGGACCAGCUUCCAAUUGGCUUGUUAGCUCAGUUGGUGGAGCGCUGCACCGGUAUCGCAGAGGUCAUGGGUUCAAAUCCCGUACGAACCUGAAUUUUUUCAGGUCUUAUUUCGAGUACUAGUUCAGUAGUGUUCGUAGCUGCGAGAAUCGCUUAUAUUCGACUUCUGAUUAUUACAAUGUGGGAUUCAAGAAAGGAAGGUCACGGAAGAAAGACGGCGGAAUUUACGAGAAUUCCUACAGUUGA